Botrytis cinerea B05.10 is the source of this 992-nucleotide messenger RNA. RefSeq lists its product as hypothetical. The record is from RefSeq and is a predicted model, not a curated record. NCBI's taxonomy places the organism in Eukaryota, Fungi, Ascomycota, Leotiomycetes, Helotiales, Sclerotiniaceae. Gene Ontology annotation, molecular function: catalytic activity. The transcript has 3 exons. Bases 166 to 702 code for a protein of 178 amino acids.
GAGUGUCAUAUGCCUUUGAUGUGCAUCUGAUGUGCAGGGAAGAAUAUAAAGAGGGAUGUAUAAUCGCCAAUACUUAUUCCGCCAAUUCCUCCUCCUUUCUACAACUCAUACCUCAUAUUCCAAUAAGUCGUUUACCGAAUACUUAGUCCUCCCAUCCAGCCAACAAUGCAUCACACUCAGCUUUUCAUCACCUCUCUUCUGACCCUCCUCACUCUUCCCCUCUCCGCUUCUUCCCAAACAGUUUACCUAAUUCGUCAUGGAGAAAAGCCCGCAAACGGCGACAAUGGCCUCAGUGCCCUCGGUCUCCAGAGAGCACAAUGCCUUCGCAAUGUCUUUGGUAAUGAGAGCAUUUAUGAUAUCAAAUAUAUAAUGGCUAUGACACCUCAGAAGAAUGGAGACCGAACGCGUCCCCUUGAGACAGUGCAACCCCUGGCCACGGAUCUUGGUAUCACAGUUGAUAUCUCAUGCGACAGAGAUGAUACAGAUUGUGUAGCCAAUACUAUCAAUGGAUAUGAAGGAGAAGGAAACAUACUGAUUAGCUGGCAACACGGUGCGUUGACUGAUAUUGCCAAGGCUUUAGGCGAUGAGAAUGCGCCGAAAUGGAAGAAACAUUCAUACGAUACUAUCUGGACACUUCCAGAGCCAUAUACCGAUAUUACCGAGAUGACAUCCGAGAAUUGUCCCGGAUUAGAUGAUAAUUAGAAAUGGGCACGAAAGAAAGCAGAUUCGUGCCGGAUCGAAAUAUAGAUCAGAGUACAAAUUGCUUUUUGGGUGGUUGGUUUUGAGAAAUGCCUUAUUAUAGAGGAGAAGAAGGUUGGAUAUAGCGAGGAACUAGAUUAUAUAAUUAGGGGUGUGAUUAAAUUAGAGUUGCGAAAUGACCGUCAAAAUUGUUAAAAGCACGCACCUGCUUAGUCUGACAUAUCCUUAUUACAGUCUCUUUUGUAGGAUAGUAUAGUUUUAUAUAGGAAUCAAAAUAAUUUUUAAUACUCUCA